GCGCGGCUCUGGCGGGAAAAGGCGGCGUGGCCGGAGCGGGGCCGGGAGCGGGGGUGGGAUCGCGGGCCCGGAGCGGGGCCGGGGCCGCGGCUGGGCAUGGCCGUGCCCUUCGUGGAGGACUGGGACCUGGUGCAGACGCUGGGCGAAGGCGCCUACGGGGAGGUGCAGCUGGCCGUGAACCGCCGCACGGAGGAGGCCGUGGCCGUGAAGAUCGUGGACAUGAAGCGCGCGGCCGAGUGCCCGGAGAACAUCAAGAAGGAAAUCUGCAUCAACAAGAUGCUGAGCCACGAGAACGUCGUGCGCUUCUACGGGCACCGGCGGGAAGGGGCCACGCAGUACCUGUUCCUGGAGUACUGCCGCGGCGGGGAGCUCUUCGACCGCAUCGAGCCAGAUGUCGGGAUGCCGGAGCCGGAGGCGCAGCGGUUCUUCCAGCAGCUGAUCGCCGGCGUGGUGUACCUGCACAGCAUCGGCAUCACCCACCGCGACCUGAAGCCGGAGAACCUGCUGCUGGAUGACCGAGACAACCUGAAGAUCUCGGACUUCGGCCUGGCCACGGUGUUCCGGCACAACGGGCGGGAGCGGCUCCUGAACAAGAUGUGUGGGACACUCCCCUACGUGGCCCCGGAGCUGCUGCGGCGCCCGGAAUUCCGAGCGGAGCCCGUGGAUGUCUGGGCCUGUGGCGUCGUGCUGACAGCCAUGCUGGCUGGAGAGCUGCCCUGGGACCAGCCCAGCGACAGCUGCCAGGAAUACAGCGACUGGAAGGACAGGAAAACCUACCUCCCACCUUGGAAGAAGAUCGAUUCGGCCCCCUUGGCACUGCUGCACAAGAUCCUGACGGAGAGCCCCUCGGCGAGGAUCACCAUUCCCGACAUCCAGAAGGACCGGUGGUACAGCAGACCCCUCAAGAAGGAUGUCAAGCGGGCCCGGCUCUCCUCGGGAGGGGUCACCGACUCCCCCGGCGGCUUCUCCAAGCACAUCCGAUCCAGUAUGGACUUUUCCCCGGUGAAGGCCGCUCUAGGCGAGGACAAGGCGAGGUACUCCACGUCGCAGCCGGAGCCGGGCACGGGCGGGAUGCCCUGGGAGAGCGGAGCGGGGAGCAUCGACCAGCUGGUGCAGGGCAUCAGCUUCUCACAGCCCGCCUGCCCCGAGCACAUGCUGGUCAACAGCCAACUCCUGGGCACACCCGGCUCCUCCCAGAGCCCGUGGCAGCGGCUGGUGAAGCGGAUGACGCGGUUCUUCACCAAGCUGGACGCCGACGGCUCGUACCGGGCGCUGAAGGAGGUGUGUGAGAAGAUGAGCUACGGCUGCAAGAUGAGCUGCACCAACCAGGUCACCAUCUCGACCACGGACAGGAGGAACAACAAACUCAUCUUCAAGGUGAACCUGGUGGAGAUGGAGAGCAAGAUUUUGGUGGACUUUCGCCUCUCCAAGGGCGAUGGCCUGGAGUUCAAGAGGCAUUUCCUGAAGAUCAAGGCCAAGCUCAGCGACAUUGUCAGCACCCAGAAAGUCUGGCUGCCUGGCACCUGAGCCCCUCUUCCUGACACCUCCUCCUCCUCUUCCUCCUCCUCCUCCUCCUCCUCUUCUUCCUGGCUGGGCUUCAGCGGCAGCACCCAAACGCCAUGAAGGUGCCCAGCCACGUAUUUUAGAUUUUGAAGGUUCAAUAAAGCCCGGGGGGACAGGGA
This is a messenger RNA of Pseudopipra pipra, 1682 nucleotides long. RefSeq names its product checkpoint kinase 1 (gene CHEK1). Gene Ontology annotation, cellular component: cytoplasm. The record is from RefSeq and is a predicted model, not a curated record. Bases 97 to 1527 code for a protein of 476 amino acids. The transcript has 12 exons. Gene Ontology annotation, molecular function: protein serine/threonine kinase activity; ATP binding. Gene Ontology annotation, biological process: protein phosphorylation; DNA damage checkpoint signaling. Lineage: Eukaryota; Metazoa; Chordata; Aves; Passeriformes; Pipridae.